AGACUUCUUUCCGAAAACGAGACUUCUCCUUCUCGGCGUCCUCACGACAUCGUUAUGCACUGUCUUUAACUGGUGUCAGCCUCUCCGUCCCUCGAGAAAUACCACCGUUACUGUGACAACUCAAGUGUUCCCGUGUUCCAAACGCGCAGAAAGUUCUGUUGGGAUGCGACUUGCACGUUGUCAGUUCGCCGUAUUUCUCCAUGCAGGAAGAUGCACGUGUCUGUAAAUAAAGUGGUUUCGUGUAUUUCGUAAAACAUAGUACAUCUGCUAGUAGCUGAAUCCUCUGCUAGCGUCCAAGCAAGCAAAACAAAGAGGCCAUGAUCGACGUCGCCUCCUCCCGUCCUCCAAAGUGAUGUUGCGAGGUGCACUCCGUAACAGGGCAUCGGUUUCAGUGCGUGGCCUUGAAGGAAGGAUUGGGAAUUCUCGAAAACCAAAAAUGUUUCUGUUUGUAGUUCUUUGCAUCCUGCUUCUCAGCGCGAUCACAGGAGAGAGCUACACGAGCCCGUGGAGCAAGUGCAAUUCUCACCUGGAGGACAAAAAGUCAGCGGCUUAUCAUCGAAUUUCGGAGGCGAUUCAUCGUGCAGUUCGCGAUCGAAAGGAAGGCCCUGCAACAGAAGAGGACAUCGUUCGUCUGCGCUUUUGUCUCGGGAUAGGCUACCUUGUCGAGUGCAUUCGCGAUAACCCUGAGUUGGAAGGACAUGGAUUUGCACGAAGUGACGAGAGUGACAGAGCUCGGAUUACUAAGCUCUGUGGCGACGGAUUGAUGAACGCGAAAGAUCCACCCGAAUAUCGGACCGUCGGGUCUCUGUCGGUUUCGGAGGUCGCGUGCACGCAAACUCUCCGCAAGUUCGGCCUCCAUCGCCGGGGUGGAAUAAGAUACGAUGCCUGCAAAUCGUACGAGAACUGGUCGGUGGCUGACUACUUUCCAGAAGGAAGCUACACAAUCACUCUUAUCGCACUCGGCUUGGCAGCUGCCGUGCUGCUCUCCGACAGUGUCGCAAAGCUUCUCUGAUUAACUUUCCUCGUUUCUUCUGAUGGUUGUUUCGUAAAAACUCCCCUGUGGUGGAGGGUAACGGAUGACGGAAACACAAAUCAUCCGGUUUCUUCGUCUGAAUGUCCCAUCGGUUCGUAAUUCAUUGUUAUUGUCUCAAACCGGGCUUGAUAUUUUUCUUUUGAAUUAGUCGUACUGACACUAAUAGAUUUACAGUAUUUCUGUAUCGCGCGAGCGCGUUUAUCCCCCACGUUUACAUCCUUUUUCGUCCUCCUGGUUCUCUGCCACUCCGUCACCGGGGCAGCCUUCCGACGGGAAAAUACCGCGUGCGUCAGGAAGGGCAAAGGUUGCUGGUCGAGAAAAAGAUGCAGCUGAAUCUUUCGUUUCCGAGCUGCCACCUGCCUUGCCCGCUUUGUUUUCCGUUGCCCCUACGCAUGUUCUCUCGGGAAGAAAAUAUGUGGUAAUAGGGUGACCAAGUCAUCUAACCUAUUUGUCAGAUACCUUAGAGCUAGUUUUUGGCAAACGUACUGGUACCCUGAAUGGAUUUCCUCUCUCUUGUGGUGAAAACAGGAAUCUUGUUUGGCGCUCAAUGAACGCAACUUCUGCCGUGGUAGUUUUGUUGCAGACUCUGUGAAGAAAAAAAUGUAUGAGUUUUUCCACAGUUUCGUCGGAGACACGUAUCUUUAAGCGAU
This is a messenger RNA of Toxoplasma gondii ME49, 1683 nucleotides long. RefSeq lists its product as hypothetical. The record is from RefSeq and is a predicted model, not a curated record. The transcript has 4 exons. NCBI's taxonomy places the organism in Eukaryota, Apicomplexa, Conoidasida, Eucoccidiorida, Sarcocystidae. The coding region runs from base 353 to 1012 and encodes 219 amino acids.